AUGGCAAGGGAGCUCAGGGUUCCGUCGGUGGCAGUUAUGGAAGCUCUGGACAGGGCUCGUCCAGCGGCAGCUGGGGAGACAGCGGCAACAAGGGCGGCGACAACAAGGGCUCUGGCAGCAACACAGGAUCGUCCAACAGUGGCUGGGGGAGACAGCCAGGGCUCUUCUGGCAGUAGCUGGGGCAGCAGCGGCAACAAGGGAUCUGGCAGUGGCCAAGGUUCCUAUGGCAAUGGCUGGUCAGACAACAAGGGCAAGGACAACGGCAAUGGAAACAAGGGCUCCUCGGGAGGCAACAAAGGUUCUGGUCAUGAGGGUUCUGGCAGCUGGGGAAGCGGCAGCAAGGGAUCCAGCGACAACAAGGGCAACAGCGGAGAUCACAAGGGUUCGUUCGGAGAGAGCGGUAGCUGGGGAAGCGGCAACAAGGGCUCUGGUGGCGAGAAGGGCUCUGGUGGUAAGGGAUCUUCUGGUGGCGAGAAGGGCUCUGGCGGUAGCUGGGGAGGUGACAACAAGGGCUCCGGCAGCAAGGGUGGUGACAACAAGAGCAGCGGAUGGUAA
Molecule: messenger RNA, 555 nt
Organism: Aureobasidium musti
Lineage: Eukaryota; Fungi; Ascomycota; Dothideomycetes; Dothideales; Saccotheciaceae
Source: the annotation of a GenBank genome assembly